AUGGGCCAUAAACCACCAGGCAGAUCUAGUACAGUCCAGUUAGCUACUUCUGAUAUAGCCGAAACCAACCUGGAAAUCAGUUACAUCACUGUCGGAGCAUUAAAUUCCACAUCACAACUAUCGAGUCACCCGGCAUGGCAGAUCUUGAACUCCUUAGAAUGUGGAGAGAACGCUGCCGAUCGUAUUAUUGGUGGCACGAGAGCAGCACUAGGACAGUUUCCAUGGAUCGCUCGGCUCGGAUAUGUCUUACCAGAUGAUCCAGACAUAGACUGGAUGUGUGGUGGCGCCCUCAUAACAGACCGCAUCGUGAUAACAGCUGCACAUUGUAUUCCAUCAGAAGAAGAAGAAUACGCACUGAAGUACGUCCGUUUAGGUGAGCACGAUAUCCGGACAGACCCUGACUGCGAACUAUCGAUAUGCGCCCCCGCGGUCCAGGAUCGAGGAAUCAUAAACGCCACCAUACACCCUUCCUUCAAUAUACCUCCCUUCCAUAACGACCUCGCUAUUCUCAGAUUAGACAUCCCAGUAGAUUUAAACGACUACGUAGCUCCAAUUUGCUUACCACAAAAUGGAGAGCAGCUGGCAGGUGUAAAGAUCGGUGAGAUUGCUCAAGCUGCUGGUUGGGGCAAAAUUAACAUGACUACUGAAGAAAGAGCUAAAAUACUUCAAGUAGUCGCUUUACCUAUAGUGAAACCUGAAAUGUGUGAUAUGUUUGGACGAGAGUUUAAAAUGCAAGACUCUGAAGUUUGCGCAGGCGCACAAUUAAACAAAGAUGCCUGUGGAGGUGAUUCUGGAGGACCACUAAUGAAAGUAUACGACACUCCUGAUGGACCUAAAACUUUCUUGGUGGGUGUUGUGUCGUUUGGACCCACAGUAUGCGGCAUCAGGAAACCUGGCGUCUACACGUCAGUCGCUUAUUUUCUCCAAUGGAUUUUGGACCAUAUUAAAUAACACUUUACAUUUGAUAUGGAAAUUAAAGUAAUUAUAAGUACGUGUGUUUUUAAAAUAAA
Diatraea saccharalis (sugarcane borer) is the source of this 1010-nucleotide messenger RNA. The record is from the annotation of a GenBank genome assembly. Lineage: Eukaryota; Metazoa; Arthropoda; Insecta; Lepidoptera; Crambidae.